AAAAUAGUUUUGGGCUUGUCUACAUAAGCGAUUGAUUAAAAUAAAUGAAAAAAAAAAUUCAAAAAAACCAGCCAAUAGAAUUAUAACGUUUUUCCUGAGAAGCUCUAUAUGAGUGCCACCUCAGCAGAAAUCACUAAAGUAACUUCUCUUUUAAUGUAUAGGGGGAUUUCUCCUAACUUUAUCUCAUCCCACGUUUAUCUAACCAUAUCGACAGUUUAUAUAUAUUCUUAAAAAUAUAAGAUCAAUUUUGAGAACUGUUGGUUAUAGUACUUACCUGAAACUAUUGUUUUUUUCUAUUUGAUGUUAAACUAAUUUUUUUCAGCGAUGUUAAACUAAAUAGUUAUAAAAAAAAACUAAAUAGUUAUUUAAUAAGGAUAAGAAACCUAGUAUUCUAAUUUCCCCUACAUUUUCUUUCAUAAUGAACCACUGCUUUUAGUUUAGUUAGCCAAAAAACAAAAUUUAUUCAGUUAAGUAUCUUUAUAUAUAAAGAAGGGUUUGUAUCCCUCACAUGAAGCCACAUGGGAUGACAGGUCAAAAAUCGUUUCAUGUCGUCGCGACACCUGUCCUGCAUUCAAAACGAAACGCUUCAUUAAGUAAUGUAUUCAGGUAGGCCUGGGAUUUCGGGUAUUCGGAUCGGUUCCGGGUAAGAUCCGUUCGGGUCCGGAUAUUCGGUUAUUUACAAAUUGUAUCCAAUGAGUACUUGGAACAGUUCGGUUCGGUUUCGGAUCGGUUUUCGGUCGGUUCCGGGUCGGUUCCGGAUAUUAAAUUAUUAAACCAAAACUAAUAUUUUUAUGUAUUUUAUAUUUUCUAUUUUUAUUUUUAUUUUUUUUUUAAAAUAGUUUAAUCCAAAUCGGAUAUAUAUGUAUAGUUUAAAAGUAACUACAACGAAAUAGAAGUGGUGCAGUGGUAAAAGUUGAUGUACUUUCAACUUUCCCACCCGGGUUCGAAACCCAUGAGGCGCAAAUUCAUGUUUUUUAAACAUUAUUUCGGUUUAAACGGGUACCCGAUCGGAUCCGGAUAAAAACCCGAACCGACCCGAUACCCGUGGAUAUUCAUAAACAUUACCCAUCGGUUAAAUAUGCCUUAUCCGAAACCGAUCCGAACCGGUCCAUUUCGGGUCGGAUCCGGUUCGGUAUUCGGUUCCGGUUAAAAAGUCCCAGGCCUAUAUUCAGGUUAUUUCGGCUUCUUCUUUACGCAUACAUUUCAAUGUGUACUUGGGCUAAGAAAUCAGAAGGGUCUGUAUUUAAAAGUACAUGCAGCCCGAAAGCCCAAUAAAGUGUGCCCUAAUUGUGUCGACAAGAAAAAAUGGAAAUUUUAGGAUCGGCCUUUACUUUGUUCUAUGGCGUCUUCUCAUCUUCCUCACUAUCUCUGAAACCGCACGAGUUAUGUGAUUAAUCAUAUUAAUUCAAUCAACCAGGACGAGGUCUUGAAUGUAUGAUUUACAUCAGUGAGGCGGUGUAUUGCGAGUAUAAAUAGCCGGCAGGUGUUCCUCUGUUGACGGUUGUCGAGGUUAGGUUGAUGUGGUUCUGGAAGGCGUGGUGGGGAGAUGUAAAUGGAGAAUCGUGUCUCAAGAACAUCUCUCUCUGAUGGUCUUGAUGGACUUGAGGAAGGCCACUUAAAGGCUUCCUCUUCGUAUUCUCAUGGUACAAGUGAAUGGGCGAUGAUGAAUCACUGGAGAGUCUGCAGGACAGAGUUUAAUUUCUAAAGGUGGGAACGGAUCUGAACUCUUAAGAGUAUAUCAACAAGGAUUUGUAUGUGUAACCCUUAUUGAAUCUUGAGCUAUAGUCUCUUGCUUUCUGACAAGUCUAGCCAUCAAGACAAUACCAUUUUGAUGUUAUUCUUUUCAUACUCAUGUAUGAUAUCAUCAGGUGACUGGAGACAUACAUGAAGAAGUUGAGAGUUAUAACCGCUUGCUUGACAAAGUGGUAGACUGGUAGUUCACAAUGGAAGAAGACUCACGAGCCUGCACAGAAAACUGCUGCCAUUGUGACAACCCUAUUGAAAUUAGAGCCACAUGUGUUCCCAAAACAAUCAUGGAUGAGAUGUGUUUAGUUGUUUCUCCAUUUGGCUGAGUUUCCUCCCAUUAAAUAUGUGCGGUAAUUGAUCUGAAAUUAUGUGAACUUUACAGGAACAUUGGAGAAAACGAACGCUCUGGCUGAUGUCAUAUAAGUUCCUGGAGGCACUUGCUGUUAUUUUUAGAAAAUAUUUAAUAAAUUUGUUAUGUAAUAUUGGAAUCUUUUUAUUGUUCCAUUACUUAUUUAUCUAAUCUAUUAAAACAGGAGUACAAAAUUAAACUUACCCUUACACUUGCACAAUAUUUACAAUAACAUGCCACUAAAAUAUUAAAUAACCAUAAAUUUAAGCUAUUAAUGUGUUUUCCUAAUUUAAUUACUCUUUACCUAAAUAAUUAUUCUAUUUAUUAAAAACACCACUCCACAUAUAUCUCUCUUAUUAAAAGCAACGAUUCUAUUGUUACAAAAAUAUUCAUGUUUAUUGAAAAUCAUAAAAGUGUAAUUUGAAGAAACAAACAAAAUUAUAAACAAAUUUGAAUUAACCCUAAAAUGAUAUCAAUUGGUCAAAUAAAAUCUAAACUUAACUAAUUAAUCGAAUAUUCCUUCCAUAUAUACUAUCACAAAAAAACGAAACUAACGAAAUCUUUUAGUUAAUUCCAAUUUCCAUCAACAACAAUAUUCCAUAUUAGUUUAUUAGGAACUAAGUCGUAUAUGGAAAUAAAAAUAUAUGAAUAUAUAUAGUUUAAACGAUCGUAAAGUAUUGUGACAAAAUCAAAUAUCUAAGUUUAACUAUGGAUCUAACCGGUGAUCAUUAGAGGGACAUUAAGAAUGAGUAGGAAAAAAAAUGUAGAGGAAUAAAAUUAUAUGAAUGAAAAAAAAAUUAUUUCUCAUCAAUUUUGGGGAGGAACAAAUUUGUUUUAUAUUCUUCUAGAAUAAAAGGAAUAAGAAGGAAUAAAAAGGAAAAACUAUUUCUUAUUAAUGGUAAAAUAAAAAAUGAAUAACAAAGAAUGUAUUAUUCUUUUUCAUUCUUUGGUCACCAGUUAUACCUUAUGUACAAUAUGAUAUACUUUCGAAACCAGGUGUUUUGCCCGCUAUCGCCGGCAUAAUCAUUUUAUUCUUAUUUAUAAACACAUGCAUUACAAAUUCAAAAAUAAUUAUGAUAAAAAAUUGUUUAUAUUCUCAAAAUUUUAAACUCAAUAUAAAAUUAUUAAAUAACAAAAUUAUUUAUCAAAAAUAUAUGUUUGUUAUUACAAAUACUUAUUAGUUUAUGUCUUAUUAAUACAAUAAAAAAUCAGUAUGAUAUGUUAUUAUUUAUUCUCUUUAAAAUUUCAAAUUAAACAUCAAAUUAUUUAUAUAUAAAAAAUGUUUUUUAUCUAUAAAAAAAAUAUGCAUAUUAUUGUGUUGAAAUUUUAAAAACACUUAUAUAUUAGAGAUAUUAUAGAAAAUUCAUAAAUCUUUCAAAAUACGUUUUUAUAUUAGUAUAUUCUUAUUCCAAAGUCUUGAAAAACAUGUUUUUGAUGUUAGUAUGUUUAUUUUUUAAUAGCCUUAGCACAAGCUAACAAUAUAUAUUUAUUCUAUUAAAAUUGAAGUAAUAACCAAUACUUGCCUACUUUAAAGUGAUUUUUUACAUUUCCUUCAAUCUUUUUAACUAAUUUAAACCUCUUAUUUUAUUGUAUUUACCAAAUAAUCCGACUUCAUUUAUUACCCGAUUACAUUCAUUUUUUACUCUUCCUAAUUACUUCAUUAAUUAUAUUUAGGAUAAUAAUUCGACAACAUUUAUUUUACGUGAUAACCAAAAUAAUUUCACAAGUUUGAAUGAAAUUAAUUCAUUCAUAACAAGAAUUCAAAAUGUUAAUAAUUUUUUUAAUUUGUUUAUAGAAUCAGUUAGACAUGGGAAUCCAAGUACCCGUUAGGGUACGGACCAGUUUUCUGGAUAUCGGAUUUUUGGAUUUAAAAUUAAACUUUGUUCGGAUAUUAUAAAUUUUAGACGGGAUCAGUACUCGGAUCCUUCUGGAUCCGGAUAGGUUUGCAUGAAGCUAAAAAUAUCCAAAUAACUUAUGUGUUUAGAAAUUUCAUUAAACAAUUUAUAAAAAAGUAAAAAUUAACAUCCGCACGGGCGUGCGGGUCAAGCUCUAGUUGUUAAUAAAAUGACAAGUUUACAGAGGAACACAUAAUCCUAUAAAAAAAUAUUUAAUGAAAUCAUAUAUUUUACACCGUGCGAGUUCCAGCACUGGCUUAUUUUUAAGUUUAUAUAAGAACACGUACAAAUCACAUAGAUAAAAUGUUGUUUCGUCACAUAUUUUACACCAUGCGUGUUCCAGCACUUGCUUAGUCACAGAUUUUUUUUUUUUGGGUAAAAUGUUAAGCUUACCAUUUUCUGAAGAUUUUACAAUGUUGUUGUUAAACAACUUAUUACAAAAUAAAGAAACACACAACCACAACCCAGCUUAAAGAAAAGAGAAAAAGCCUCAAGGAGGCCUAAUAUAUGAUAAGUAAAAUAGUAGCAGAGAGGUGGAAGAAGAUCUUGCCGAGUACAAUAAGAGGCGGUCACACAUCAUCCUGUCAAGGGAUGAACUGAUGACUGCUGCUGGCGUUGAUGUAGCGGUGAACACUUGGGCAUUGCGCUCCUUCCAGAUGAAGUACAUUGCCGACUGAAAGUAGAGCUUCAUGACUGAGGAGACAAGAGCAAUUGAUGAAGCACGAGGCUGAUUGAUCCAAGCUGCGACAGAGUGUAGAUCCAUAGGGGAUUUGACCAACAAAAUGUUAAUUUUCAUGCAUAUAUUUUAUAUGCACCUGAUGUUUAAAUAAACUCUCUCUUAAAAAAAUACAUUGAUUUAAUUUAAUUUUAUGAUUUUAAUUUUUAAUUUUAUUUAUGAAAUCAGUCAUUGGAAAAAUUAUGUAUGGCAAUUAAGUUUUCCAUUGAGUUAAAUUAUUUUAUCUUAAUGAAACCACAUAUAUUCAAAUAUGGAAUGAAUAUUUUUAAAAGACCAAAAUAUAAUAAUUUUGGAUAAUAUCUUAUUUGUUUUAUUUGUAUUGAUGUGUAUUUUAUUUUAUUUUAAUUAAAUUUUAUUUAUAAGUUAUUUAGCUUUGGUGUUAUAUUUUUUGCGGUAUAUUUAACUUGGCCAUGAUAUAUAUUUCUAAAAUCCAAAAAUCAACGAUGUAAAAUUUAAUAUUUAAUCUUAAAUAUGUUAUUUAUUUUUCGAUUCACUUUUAUCAACUUUUCUUAUAACUUCUUCUCAAAGAUAUAUUCUAUCACAUAUAAUCCUUCAUCAUCUAAAAAUUUCUAAAAGAUAAAUACAAAUCAUUAUCAUACACAUUUUUUGCAAAUGCAAACCUGAAAACAAACCACAAAAUCAUACAAAAAUAAUAAUCUAAAUCACAAGUAAAGUAUAUCCCGUCCGUAGGGCGGGCCGACCCUAGUAAGUAAAUAAAAAGCUCUUCUGAUCAGUGACCUCUUAGGGAAUAACUUUUCUCUCUUUGCAAACAAUGGCUCUUGGACUUUUCAUUCGCCCAAAAAGUUCGGCUCAUGAAAAUAGUUAUUGAAUUCUUCUUAUUUCUUGGAAUUAAAGAAUAUUUUAACUUGUUUCUAAAUUUAAACUACGAAAAUAAAUUCAACCUGAGGUAAGAUACUUAGAGCAUCCACAUUAGUGAACCCCCCUUUGGGGUUCAUAGGAUUUUUUUAAUAUUUUUAGGUGGGGUCAUGAAUAAUGUUGAACCUCUUGGUAUUGUGCUUCUGCAUUAGUGAACCUGAAAAGGGGUUCACAGGAAUUAAAUAAUUUAUUUUUUAAUUUUUUUUAGUUUUGAAAUUAUUUUGAAAACAUGAAUAAAAUAUUAUGCAAUAAAUUUUUUAAAUAAAAUUUAUUCAUUACAUUGAUAAUUGAUAAUUGAUGAACAUACAAAGAUUAUUGAUUGUUUCCUAAUGUUUGCCAUACAUUUUCAACUAAAUCAGCUUUCAAACGUUCAUGUUUUCCUGAAUCUCGAACUUCAUUGCGCAUGCCUAGCAUGUUAGUGGAAUGCAAACUUUCUCGCCUUGUGACCUUCGAACCUCUGCUCGACUCUCCUGACUCGAACUGAGAAGUAUCAGUUAGACUGUAUUUGCCUCGUUCGUUCUCUACAAUCAUAUUGUGCAAUAUGAUACAACAUCUCAUAAUCUUCCCUAACUUUUCCUUGUCCCAUAGUCGGCAUGGGUUUUUGACUAUUGCAAAUGAUAUGUGGUGUUUUUAAUACCAAUACAUGUGCACUUUGAGCUCAUUUUCAGUUCUAAUUCGUGUUUAAUUUACAUCAUUCCAGGUUAGGAACAGCUGAAAGAGUAAAGGAGAAAGUUUCAGGAAGUCAGAUGCUGUUUUGAAGGAUUCAACGUGGAACAGUCAUUUAGAACAACCCAAGGGUUGCUCCCGAAGAGAUCAAGCAUUAGACUGCUCCCGAUCAUUAAGGAAACUUCCUAUUCUGGAGUUUGCCCUAGUUUCGACUUUCUCUUUCUCUUAUUCUCCUAUCACCAGCGCCUCCCUAUAAAAGGGGAGGCUAUCGUUUUCUUAAAGACACACUAGUUUUUACAAGAAACCUAGAUUGCUCUUUUGGAUUUUACGCAACUUGUAAGGGAGAAGGCUCCAUCUCUCAUUCUCACGAGAAGAUUACCCUGAACCCUUUGUCUUUUUACUUAUUUUAUAUGCAGUAUUAUUCAGAAAUCUUGCCUGUGUCAUCCUGCUUUGAUUGAGUAGUAGGCUAAGCUUGCUUAGGGUUGUAGGGUGUUAGCCGCAUGAACUGAACACAAAUAAGUGAUCUCAACUAUCUUCAUUCAUAUUGAUCUUACUGCCUGCAUUGAACUGAUCACUUAAUGUUGGAUCUAUGAUUUAAUCCUCUAGCUAACCGUUAGGAGAUAAGUCGACCUAUAUUGAAUGAGCUUAGUAUCCCUAAUCAGCGAGAGUAGAUAUUAGGGUAUUAAGUGAACUAAUUAGAUCUUGCAUCUAAAGCUUGCUUUCGCGUCUUGUUCCAAGCGAGAGCUUAGGAUUCAAGGCCGACACGCAUAGGGAAUAAGAUCACGAUAGUGAGUUGUUCCAGCUGAGUGAUCUGAGUUCUAGACCGCAUUUCAUCGCACUUGAAUAGUUGUUCAGUUCUGCAAUUAACAUCCGAUCAUUGACCCUAAGCCAGCUUCAUUUAAAUUGAAUUCAAAUUACCUAGGCAUUCUUGUUACUUUUGUCACAAUUAAUUCUCAAAACCCACUUGUUUCUCAGCUUGACAUUGAACUCAUAAGAGUAAAGAGUAAACUGGUCCUCUGGAUUGAAUCUCAAAUAUUACAAUUACCACUGUUAACUUGACAGUAGCAAGGAUUCAUUUUUAGAAUAUCAAGUUUUGGCGCCGUUGCGACGGGGACUAAGCUUUUACCUUUAUUUUUCAGUUUAAUAUUUAGUCUGAGAUAUCUAACUUGCUUUACUUCUUUGUUGGAACAGAUGAUCCAAGUGCAUGACCAGUAGACAUACUCGGAGCAACGCACAAGGACCACUACAUCAGCUGACUAACGAAGAACUCGCAAGAUUAUAAAGACAGAACCGUCAACAGCCAAGAACAACCGACACCAACAUGGGUGAUCAUGGCAAUAUGGAUGACCUCACUGCUGCAUUGGCACUCAUUCAACAACAAAUGCAGAAUCAGCAACAGCAGAUGCAGCAGAUGCAGCAAACCAUCCAGAAUCAGCAACAAGCUGCACAAGAGCAAGCAGCCGAGAACGCUGCGAGAGAGGAGCGUGGUGCUCUUAUUGGGGAGCGAAACCUUCCGAGGAAUUUCGCUACUAACCGCUCUCCCAUCAACCCUCCACCCUGUACUCGACAGGAUUAUGAGAUCAAACCUGCACUGAUAGGUCUGGUACAGAAGAGCACAUUCAGUGGCCUCACUUCAGACAUACCAAUGGACCACAUAGAGGCCUUUGAGAGGAUCUGCAAUUUCUCUCGCUCAAAUGGAGUGCCACCAGAUUACGUCAAGUGCACGCUGUUCCCAUUUUCUCUUGAAGGGAAAACGGCACGUUGGCUGCAAUCUCUCCCAACCGGUUCUCUAACCUCAUGGGACCAGGUUCGAUCAGCAUUCCUGAGCCACUUCUACACAAAGUUCAAAACCGCGGCUCUAAGGCAUAGAAUCUCCAACUUCAAGCAGAAAUCUGAUGAACCCUUUUAUGAAGCUUGGGAGAGGUAUAAAGAGUACCAGAGGGAAUGUCCACACCACGGGUUUGAUGACGAUUACAUAUUGGAGGUGUUCUACGAUGGAGUGAGCUAUGAGUACCGAAACACCCUUGAUUCCUCUAGUAACGGAGACUUCAUGACUCAGACCACCCCUGGUGCAUUCGUGCUGAUUGAGAACAUGGCUUCUAGUUCACUCAACAAGAACAAGGAGCAUGAUCGCUCCAAAAGUGUGAACAGCAUAGACGAUUUAGCGGCGAAAGUGGACCAACUGCUGAAGGGAAACCAGAGCCAGGUCUUCAUAAUGGAAGAAGCAUCUCCUGAGAAGAGUGCGGGGGACAAGGCGUUUGAAGCUGAGCAGGCAGGAGACGAUCAGCAGGAAGUGAGUUACGUAAAUGGACAAGGGUGGCAGCUGAAGAAUUAUUACCCAAACCCUAACGUAAGGAACAAUCCACAACUUUUCUGGCCUAAGCAGGACAAACAAGUUGAUCCGGCGCAGAACAACCAGGGCCAGUAUUCGGGAUAUCAGAAGAACUACCAACCCCGAACAUAUGUUCUAAGCCAACCGCAGAGCAAUCAACCUCAAAUACAGAACCACCAGAACACUCAAGUCGCUACCUCCACCCCUGUCGCUGUUCCGCAAGAUGAAACUAAAACCAUGCUGCAGCAACUCCUCCAAGGACAACAGCUCCAAGGGAAAGCGCUGAACCAGGUCACUACCGAGAUCAAUACCAGGAUGAACCAUAUGUUCGGAGACCUGAGCACCAAAUAUGAUAAUGUCGCAAGCCAUAUGAGACAGAUGGACAUUCAGAUAGCUCAGACUGCCGAGAGUGUCAAGAGGCAGCAAGGUACUCUACCUGGUAAAACAGACAAAAACCCCAAGGAGUGCAAUGCGGUUCAGCUAAGAAGCGGGAAGCAACUUUCCGAGCCAGAAAGGAGAAGGUUCACCGCGGCUGAGAAAGGCAAGCAGAAAGAGUCAGAGCAACCACCAGCCGACCAAGCAGAUGAGGGGAAUACAGAGCCAGUAGUUGAAACAGUCUCGCCAGGCUCAGAACAACCAGCUGAAGCAGUGCGCCCGAUUCCAGAGGCUGUUCCUCCUCGCGAAUACAUUCCAAAAGUCCCUUACCCUGUUCCAGCGAAGGUCACUCGUAAGGACAAAGAGGAAAUAAAAUGCAGAAAGAUGCUGGAAGAUCUAACCGUCCGACUUCCCUUGAUGGAUGCGAUCUAGAUGAUGCCCUCCAUGCGUAGCUUUAUGAAGGGAUUGAUCUCAGGGAAAAUAUCAGAGGAGAGCGAGUUCAUGACAGUUUCCAAGGAGUGCAGCGCAGUGCUUCAGAACAGGCAAAUAAAAAAACGAGGAGAUCCCGGCAAAUUUGUCCUCUCUAUCCAGAUUGGGAAGACAGUUUUCGCCUGCUCCUUGGUGGAUCUUGGGUCCAGCGUGAAUCUCAUGCCGUACUCUGUAGCUCUACGACUCGGAUACACGCAUUUCAAACCAACUAAGAUGUCCUUGGUUUUCGCAGACAGAUCAGUCAAAUCUCCUGUUGGUAUUCUAGAGGAUCUCCAAGUGAAAGUGGGGAACACCUCUGUUCCAGCAGACUUCGUUGUUCUGGAAUUGGAAGAAGAGUCUAAGGACCCUCUCAUCUUGGGAAGACCAUUCUUAUGUACUGUCGGAGCUAUCAUUGAUGUGCGACAGGGGAAGAUUGAUCUGAAUCUUGGGGACAUAGUUAUGCAAUUUGAAAUGGAUGAGUUGCUAAAGAAGCCGAUGUUGGAUGGGCAAACCUUUGAGGUCAAUGAAGGGGUUGAUCCGCUCCAACCACAAGAAGGAAUGAUCGAGGAGAUUCUUACCGAAGACCCACUGGAACUUGCACUAGUGCGUGCUGAAGCCGAGCAGAGUAUGGUGAACAUUGAUGCUGAUGGAUAUGCCAAGAUGCUUGACUCCGCAAGGAGUAUGGGGAGAAUGGUAGCGAGUCUAAGUCUGGGGGAGGAUAUCAACAGGUGCGAGACCACUCCAUCUGGAGCGACCCCUAAACCGGACCAACCAGAGGAUCCCUGGAGCGAGCUCAAGGCUCCCAAAGUUGAGCUAAAACCCCUUCCCAAAGGGCUCAGGUACGCUUUCUUAGGUCCAAAUUCCACAUAUCCUGUCAUUGUGAAUGCUGAGCUGAAUAAUGUGGAAACUGCAUUGCUUUUAUGCGAGCUUAGAAAAUAUCGUAAGGCAUUAGGAUAUUCGCUAGCUGACAUCCCUGGUAUUUCGCCUGAUUUAUGCAUGCAUAGAAUCCACUUGGAAGAUGAAUCAAUGACUUCUGUCGAACAUCAGAGGAGGUUAAACCUGAAUCUAAAAGAUGUCGUUAAGAAAUAGAUAAUGAAACUUCUUGAAGCAGGCGUGAUCUAUGCGAUUUCUGAUAGUAAAUGGAUCAGUCCUGUUCAUGUUGUACCUAAGAAAGGUGGGAUCACUGUUAUCACAAAUGAAAAGAAUGAAUUGAUCCCUACUAGGACAGUGACAGGACAUCGCAUGUGCAUAGAUUUCAGGAAAAUUAAAUGCAGCAACUAGAAAGGAUCACUUCCCACUCCCUUUUAUUGAUCAAAUGCUUGAGAGAUUGGCUAACCACCCAUAUUACUGCUUUUUAGAUGGUUAUUCAGGUUUCUUUCAGAUUCCCAUCCAUCCAGACGAUCAGGAGAAGACGACGUUCACAUGCCCCUACGGAACGUACGCUUACAGGAGAAUGCCAUUCGGCUUGUGCAAUGCGCCAGCAACAUUCCAGCGCUGCAUGAUGUCGAUCUUUACUGACCUGAUUGAAGACAUUAUGGAAGUUUUCAUGGACGAUUUCAGCGUCUAUGGAAGCUCCUUUAAUGUCUGUUUGUCAAACUUGUGCAGGGUUCUUAAAAGAUGUGAGGAGAAACACCUCGUACUCAACUGGGACUUCAUGGUCACAGACGGGAUUGUUCUAGGGCACAAGAUCUCCGAGAAAGGAAUUGAGGUGGAUAAGGCAAAGAUCGAGGUGAUGAUGAGUUUGCAACCACCAACAAACGUGAAGGCCAUCAGGAGUUUCUUGGGUCACGCUGGGUUUUACCGACGGUUUAUCCAAGACUUCUCAAGGAUAGCAAGACCACUCACCAGACUGCUCUGUAAGGAGAUCAAAUUCGAUUUCGACAGUGAGUGUCUAGCUGCUUUCCACACCAUCAAGGGAGCUCUAGUCAGUGCACCUGUUGUGCAACCACCAGACUGGGACCUACCCUUUGAAAUCAUGACUGAUGCAAGCGAUUUUGCAGUUGGAGCAGUACUUGGGCAGCGUAAGGACAAGAAACUUCAUGUGAUCUAUUACGCUAGCAAAACUAUGGAUGAAGCUCAGUGCAGAUACGCUACAACUGAGAAAGAGCUUCUGGCUAUUGUUUUUGCUUUCGAAAAAUUUAGGUCCUACCUAGUGGGAUCUAAAGUGAUUGUGCACACAGACCAUGCUGCUCUUAAGUACCUGCUCACAAAGAAAGAUGCGAAACCGAGGUUGUUAAGGUGAAUUCUUCUUCUCCAAGAAUUUAUCUAGAGAUAAAAGAUAAGAGAGGUGUCGAGAAUGAGGUUGCUGACCAUCUAUCCAGAAUGAAGAUUGAGGACGACACAACUCUUGACGAGGAACACCCAGUUGAACACGUCAACGCGAUUGGUCUGUGUUACGCGGAACAAUCUCCAAGAACCACAUCAGACUGCUCCAGCAUCGCGGAACAACCUCCGAGGAAGGCACCCGAUUGUUCUCACAUCUCAAAACAUCAUGUCGCCUUGAUCCAAAAGCAAUAUCCUCACCUCCCAUGGUUUGCUGAGAUUACGAACUAUCUAGCUGCUGAAAAGCCACCACUUAAGUUCACACGAAACGACAAGAGGAAAUUCCUGAGAGAGGCAAGGCGUUAUGUUUGGGAUGAACCGUUCUUGUACAAACAAGGCAAGGAUGGUUUAUUCAGAAGGUGUGUUCCAGAGGCAGAUAUCCCAGGAAUUCUGCACCACUGCCAUGGUUCAUCUUACGCAGGUCAUUUCGCUGCAUUCAAAACGGUUUCUAAAGUCCUCCAAGCAGGGUUCUGGUGGCCGACUAUGUUCAGGGAUGCUCAAGCCUACGUAGCCAGGUGCGAUGCAUGCCAGCGACUUGGGAACAUCAGCAAGAGGAAUGAGAUGCCUCAGAAUUACAUUCUAGAGGUUAAGGUAUUCGACUGUUGGGGAGUCGAUUUCAUGGGACCAUUCCCUGCGUCCUUCAAGAACGAGUACAUCCUUGUCGCCGUUGACUACGUGUCUAAGUGGGUAGAAGCAGUAGCAAGCCCUACGAACGAUGCAAAAGUGGCGACUAAGAUGUUCAGCUCAAUCAUAUUCCCAAGGUUCGGAGUGCCUAGGGUCGUAAUCAGCGAUGGUGGAACACACUUCAUCAACAAGGCAUUUCAGGGCCUUUUAAAGAAGAAUGGAGUGAACCACAAGGUGGCAACCGCUUACCAUCCACAGACGAGCGGACAGGUUGAGGUGUCCAACAGGGAGAUCAAAAGCAUCCUGCAGAAAACUGUCAACACUUCGCGAAAGGACUGGUCGCUUAAGCUGGACGAUGCGCUAUGGGCCUACAGAACAGCCUACAAGACGCCGCUAGGACGACUCCCUACCACCUUGUGUAUGGUAAAGCAUGUCACCUCCCCGUCGAGCUUGAAUACAAGGCUGCAUGGGCAGUCAAGCUACUGAAUUUUGACAUCAAGCCAGCAACCGAGAGACGCAUGAUCCAGAUUCAUGAACUGGAGGAGAUAAGGCACCUCGCCUAUGAAAGCUCCAAAAUCUACAAAGAGAAAACCAAGGCCUACCAUGACAAGAGGAUCAUUGCCAGACAAUUCGAACCCAACGAUAAGGUCUUGCUUUUCAAUUCGAGGCUGAGAUUGUUCCCAGGGAAGUUGAAGUCUAGAUGGUCCGGGCCUUUCACUGUUAAGGAAGUUCGACCCUACGGAGCAGUUGUGUUAUUAGACAGAAAAGGCGACGAGUUUGUAGUGAAUGGACAGCGCGUCAAGCACUACCUUGCUGACUCCACUAUCGCAGAGGGAGAAGAAAUUCUCCUAAGCGAGCCCCCAUCAGCCUGAUCGAUUGAUCCAAGUCGAGCUAAUGACUUUAAACAAGCGCUUGGUGGGAGGCAACCCACUGAUCAGUACAUAUAUUGUCUACAUAGUCUGUUCUUUUCCUUUUCUAAUUUAUUUUGCAGGUAAAAAAAAAAAAAAUCGGACUCUUCACUCAGAACAACCAACGGACUGUUCUUCUGUUAGAACAACCCAUCGACUGUUCCAGGUAAGUGUUCCGAACAAAAAAAAAAAAAAAAAAAUAAAGAGGAUAAUUUCGGGAACAGUUAGGGUUUUUCCUAUUUAAGGCUUCACUCUUCACUUUCCCUUUCAGUCCGCCGUACACUGAUCCCCCACUUGCGAUUUUCUCUAAACAAACCACCAAAUCUUUGAUUCUCAACCGUUUUAAGUGGUUUUGCUUCUCAUUCGUUUGGAAUCUCGAGUUCUCUCUGUUUUUGCAGAUCACUUCACCAGUUUCCACAGGUAAGAGGCCCGACAAUCCCAACCAAAUCGCAAAAACUCGGUUUGCAAGUUCAUUUCUAACCGCUUUCAUAGAUCGAUUCUUGUUUAACCACUUGAUUUCGAUCUCCCCUUGUGCUGUUAGAGUUGAUUUAGAAUAUGAACACUCUCCUGUUUCACGAUUGCGAUUUGAGAAUGAAGCAAUAAGGGUUUAGAUUUCAGUUUGAUUUGGUUGAAAUUUGUUGAAGUGAACAGCGGUUUGCAGUUCGCACAAGGAGAGAUGGGAAUACUUCGAUUCCAUUUCUUCUGUGUGAAAUAAUAGAACUAAUGCUUGAUCUUGUUUGCCUUGUAGAUGGCAAGAACUAAGCAAUCCGCCAAGCGAACGAGAGCCACGUGCACAAGCCACCCCCGCAAGUGCAGCAACAAACGUCCGCCUCCUACCCAUGGCCCCGUGAACAAGAGGGUGAACUGAUUGAUCUCGACAGCCCAUUGCUCAUGGACUUCAAUUGCGAGGGGUGGGAUAAGGGGACAGCAGCGCGUUACAACGCCCUCCUCCGAGUUGACAUGCUACCCACUCGUUUUUGCCACGCGGAAACUUUGGCUGAUCUUGGGAUCGACGAGGAUGUAUUCGAGACGCUGCACGCCAUCGGGAUUGCUCCUCUGUGCUACACAACGCACGAGCUCUACCCAGACCUUGUUCGCCAGAUGCUCGCCACAGCCACGAUCACUUACGAGGAUUCCGACGCACCCUCCUACGCCAACUGCUCGUUCUCUUUCAUGGCAGAUGGAGAGUACUGCUCCUUGUCCCUCGACAAGCUCAAUGAAAUCUAUGAGAUGGCCACUGAACCGAAGGGGGUAGCGGUGGCGAAAAAGUUCUCUCCCUCUUACGCCUUUUGGGACUGCGUUGCAAAUGGGAACUUCACAGCCGGAAAGGUCUACCAGUCGCAGAUUCGGAACCCCGCGCUUCGUGUCAUCGCGAAGAUCAUCUCAAACCUCCUGUUCGCUAAGGAUCUGACCUCGAAGGUCACCAACGGGGAGCUGCAAACCCUGUACACUGGUAUUGAGGAUGAAAUUCGCGCCUCUGGUUCCAGAAUUCCCAUUCAAAAGGUUAAGACGAAUCCCGGUUUCAACUUCAUGACCAUGAUAUGCGAGCGGCGACAGUGCCUUAUGCACGGCUCGAAGAAGAAAGACAGGAGCGGCAGCCUGCUCACACCGCUUUUCAAGCAUUUCGGCAUUGAUCUCACCAAAUACAGCGUCAACAAGGAGGUCCAGUACCUCGACAUUAGGUACCUAAUGGCGUGCCACAUCAUGCGAGAUGAAUAGACCUACAGCUUUUUCGAUAAAGCCGGAACUCAGCUAUUCACCAAACUGCCUCACCCCGAGAUCACCAGGUUCAGCGUGUUUGAGAACAUACGGUUUCUUCCUCCCCCCGAGCUCCUUUGCACUGAUCCACGUGCUGCGGUCCCUGACGAAGACAUGGAUGAUGUUGAGGACAUCACCCCUGAAGCCGACCCAUCGUACGACCUCGGAGAGCUCGCUGAUGUGACCGAUGAUCAAGCUUACAGACGCUGGAUGGUGGACUCGCAGCGAAAAAACAACAGCCUCAUGCGGAGGAUACUCCACCUCGUCACUGGGGGAUGCAUUGGAGGGAGCGCCCAGCGCCAGUCUACGACAGAUCGCCCACCAAGAUCCCACUGACCAGGCAAGGAGCCCAUGGGAACUGGCCCUUCUUCAGAAGAGGUUCAUCGCUCGCGCAACAGGCGAUCCUUUGACCCAGCCGAGAGCGGCGAGUCCGACUGAGUCCGCAAGGACUAUCCUCUAUCCAUUGUUCUAUCCAUCUGAACUUUUUAUUUUUAUUUUUUAUGUGUUAUGUUGUGUUGCUUUUUGGCUGACCUCAGCUUCAUUUCCACGAGGGAUGGUGUCGAUUAAGUCUGGGGGAAGCACUGUGUGCUGAAACUCUAUUUCUUUGUUUCUUUGUUUUUGAGUCAGUCCUUGCGUCAUUUGGAUGUUUUAUCGAGUCAGUUUAGGAUCGAGUCAGUUAAAACUCUUGUGGGAAUUAGGACCUUGUGAUAUAUUCUUUUAACCACCUCGUGCUCUAACAUUCUUAUCCAGUGACCUUAGCAGUGAUGAAAGAGCCCAUACUUGGACCUGGAACACCCUUUGACUCAUCUCAUUUGACUCUCCAGAAGCUCUCAUCCGAUCAGGUUACACUGGGUAGACUCAACUCCACCCCAACUUGAACCUAAUCUUGACUGAAAUUCUUCUUGUUAUGGGCACUAGAUCAGGGAAACGAGACCAACGCUCAGGGCUUCUUAUUCUUUUUACCAAUCUUGCUGAUCCUGAGCGGCUAGCUCAUUUUUAGCUAGUUCCAACCUUCUACCUAAGCCUUUAUUUUCACCCUCAUGCAUUCUAUUUUUCAAUGUUAUAUGUGCAGAUAUGUGCAAAAGGGCCGGAGAGGAUAGGAUUGACACAGCCCCUUACUCGUUGACGCCUGACACUCAGAGAGAAGAGCAAGCAGAUUGAGAACAGUCGACAAGAUCAAUCCUUAAAGAAAGGAACAGUCGAAGGCGCAUGGAACAAUGGCACCCCGUGAGAAACAGAGGAUAGACCCCCAGCGGCUGCAAAACAUUCGUCCCGAUACCUCUCUCCAUCUCCACUCAAAAAAAAAAAAAAAAAAAAAA
This is a messenger RNA of Brassica rapa (field mustard), 16374 nucleotides long. RefSeq lists its product as uncharacterized. NCBI's taxonomy places the organism in Eukaryota, Viridiplantae, Streptophyta, Magnoliopsida, Brassicales, Brassicaceae. The record is from RefSeq and is a predicted model, not a curated record.